Cuscuta campestris is the source of this 1415-nucleotide messenger RNA. The record is from the annotation of a GenBank genome assembly. NCBI's taxonomy places the organism in Eukaryota, Viridiplantae, Streptophyta, Magnoliopsida, Solanales, Convolvulaceae.
UGAAUCCAGAUUACCAGAGGCAGGGCAGAGAAUUUCUUCUGAGGUCUGACGUGCGAAGGAGGAAACAUAUACGGAUUUCGAAUCCCUUGAUCCUCCUGUUCCAGAUCGUAUUUCUGUAACCAUGGUGCUCGAGGCGACGAUGAUCUGUAUCGACAAUUCGGAGUGGAUGCGAAACGGAGAUUACUCUCCUAGUAGAUUUCAAGCUCAAGCUGACGCCGUUAAUCUGAUUUGUGGGGCAAAAACUCAGGCCAAUCCGGAGAAUACAGUUGGGGUAUUGACAAUGGCUGGAAAGGGUGUUCGCGUUUUGGUCACCCCUACUAGUGAUCUCGGAAAGAUCUUAGCUUGCAUGCACGGUCUGGAAAUAGGUGGUGAAAUGAAUUUUGCAGAAGGAAUUCAGGUGGCUCAAUUGGCCCUCAAGCAUCGCCAGAACAAAAAACAGCAACAAAGGAUUAUUGUUUUUGCUGGGAGUCCUGUCAAAUAUGACAAGAAGGUGUUGGAGAUUAUUGGGAAAAAGUUAAAAAAGAACAGUGUAGCUCUGGAUGUUGUUAAUUUUGGUGAAGAAGAUGAAAGCAAAACUGAGAAGCUUGAAGCACUCGUUGCUGCAGUAAACAACAAUGAGAGCAGUCACAUUGUUCAUGUUCCUCCUGGUCCUAAUGCUCUUUCGGAUGUGCUAAUAAGCACCUCUAUAUUUACUGGUGACGGUGAGGGUGGAAGUGGAUUUGCUGCUGCUGCGGCUGCAGCUGGAGGAGUAUCGGGCUUUGACUUUGGUGUGGAUCCAAACCUUGAUCCUGAGCUUGCCCUUGCACUUCGAGUUUCAAUGGAAGAAGAAAGGGCAAGGCAGGAGGCUGCCGCUAAAAAGGCCGCCGAAGAAGCUGCAAAACAAGAAAAAGGAGAAAGUCAGAUAGCUUCUCAAGAUGUGAAUAUGGCUGACAAUGCUGCAGCUGGGACUUCUAAAUCUGAAAACAAAGCCGCGACUCUUAUGGAUGAUGAAAAUGCCUUACUACAACAAGCACUUGCAAUGUCCAUGGAUGACUCUUCAUCUAACAUUAUCAUACAAGAUGCUGACAUGUCAGAAGCAGCAUCUGAAGAUAAAGACUUAGCACUUGCCCUUCAAUUGUCUGUGCAAGACAGUACAAGAGACCAGUCAAACCCGACUGACAUGAGCAAGUUGUUGGCUGACCAGUCUUUUGUGUCAUCUAUUCUUGCUUCGCUUCCAGGUGUUGACCCCAAUGAUCAAUCAGUUAAAGAUCUACUAGCUUCCAUGCAAAGUACAUCUGAGGUGAGUUAAUAGUAUUUACUAGUCUAUGUAAAAGAGCACAUGUCCUAUUUUGCCUUUAUUUCUGUCAGUCUGCCACAUAUUUAUUUGUGCGAUUAUUAUAGCUAUAAAUUUAAGUGAAUAAAGGUUGAAGCGUUCU